AUGGGGAGAAAAAAGAUUCAGAUAGCUCGGAUUAUGGAUGAACGGAAUCGGCAUGUGACCUUUACCAAGCGCAAGUUCGGUCUGAUGAAGAAAGCCUACGAACUGAGCGUGUUGUGCGACUGCGAGAUCGCCCUCAUCAUCUUCAACAGCACCAACAAGCUCUUCCAGUACGCCAGCACCGACAUGGACAAGGUUCUGCUCAAAUACACCGAGUACAACGAGCCCCACGAGAGCAGAACCAACUCCGACAUUGUGGAUACACUGCGUAAGAAAGGCUUGAAUGGUUGUGACAGCCCAGACAUAGAAGCAGAUGACUCUGCUGGUCAGAGCCCGGAUUCUGAUGACAAGUAUCGCAAAAUAAAUGAAGACAUCGACCUCAUGAUCAACAGACAGAGAAUUUGUGCUUUGGCCCCCUCUAACUAUGACAUGGGUGUGUCGAUGAGUGGCAGUAGCCCCAGUGGACUACUCUACCCUCAUCCUGCCAUCGGGAAUGGGAUGAGCAGCCACAACCUGCUGCCCCUGUCCCACUCUUCUAUGCAGAGGAACAGCAUGUCUCCUCAGCGGCCACCAAGCACUGGAAACACAGGGGGAUUGAUGAGCCCAGAGCUGGUGUCCAAUGUUGUAAAUGGAAACUAUAACCAUCACUGCCCCUCCCCGGGACUGCUGUCAUCAGGGGUCUCAAAGAAUCUGCAAGACAAGAGUCCACCUUCAAUGGGCAUGAGCCGGAAGCCUGACCUGCGGACUCUAAUGCCCCCUUCCAACAAAUGCAACAACAUGCCGACCAUUUGUGAGGAUUUUGAUCAGAUGCUGAAUCAAAGGAUAAAUCACUCUCAGACGGCCCAGACGUUAAACACUCCUGCUGUGUCUCUCAAUGCGCCCACUUUGGCGUCACAUGGAAUGGGCGGGUACCCCUCCUCACUGUCCUCCCCUUACGGAACAGAAUUUUCUCUGGGAAGUGAACUGUCCUCCCUGUCUGGUUUUGGUAGUCUAGGACAUGGCUCUGUCACCGGGUGGCAGCAGCAGCAGAUCCAGAACAUUCAGCAUUCAGCGCUGGGACACAUGAAUAACUUAUGCCAGAACUCCAACCUGAACCUGUCGCCGACUCAGCAGAGUCUUCACAUUAAGUCUGAGCCGGCCUCUCCGCCCCGGGACCGCAGCGGGGCCAUGGUCAGUGUUCUGGGGGCUGCAGGAUACAGCCGCGCUCCAAACGAGUCCGGACGCUCUCCUGGUGACAGCGCCUCCAGCUGCGGGAGCUCGUACGACGGCGAAGACCGAGACGAUCACCAUGGAAACGACAGCUUCCUGCUGAGGCCUCUCUCCAGCGUGGAGGAGCGACACAGCCCGUCCGUGAAGAGGAUGAGGUUAUCAGAAGGCUGGGCCUCAUGA
This is a messenger RNA of Knipowitschia caucasica, 1386 nucleotides long. Lineage: Eukaryota; Metazoa; Chordata; Actinopteri; Gobiiformes; Gobiidae. The record is from the annotation of a GenBank genome assembly.